This is a messenger RNA of Strongylocentrotus purpuratus (purple sea urchin), 2390 nucleotides long. RefSeq names its product poly [ADP-ribose] polymerase tankyrase-1. The transcript has 2 exons. Gene Ontology annotation, molecular function: protein binding. Lineage: Eukaryota; Metazoa; Echinodermata; Echinoidea; Camarodonta; Strongylocentrotidae. The record is from RefSeq and is a predicted model, not a curated record. The coding region runs from base 170 to 1561 and encodes 463 amino acids. Gene Ontology annotation, biological process: intracellular signal transduction. Gene Ontology annotation, cellular component: nucleus; cytoplasm.
UUUCCUCAUAAGGCAAUGAACGAUGCUGGAGGGCGGACACGCAUUCCUGGUUGUCCCCUGCGCUCUGUUUCCAUUACCUCGUCGAAUGGGAGUUCGCUGCUCGCUUAAUGGACGUCAUAGAGCUCGACAUUUUAGGUGACUGGAGCACAUCCAAAGGUCCUUCACUACAAUGUCUGUUGAGGAUGUCAUCGAUGCUAUAAACGAAGGCUCGACAGCGGAAGAGAUCAAACAUUUAAUCAACGAGUACAAAAUCGAUGUUGACGAAUCCGUGGGCGAGCUACGAUUACGUGCAAUCCACCAUUCUGUAUUCAAAGACAGACUGGACUGCGUCAAGCUUUUCCUCAGUCAUGGAUGUGAUAUCAACGCACGGGACCAGUGCGGGUUUACGCCUUUACACAUCGCCGCAAGGUACAACCGUGCUGACAUGGCGAAUGAAUUGAUUACACUCGGUGCGCACAUCGAUGCGGAGGAUUCUCUAGGGUGCGCGCCACUUCACCAUGCCUUGCAGAAGGGUCACGUCAACUGCUCCGAGAUACUACUGCAACAUGGAGCAGAACCGAAUACGUUCUACAAGACGAUCGGGUAUGAGAUCCAUGCCUUACCUGGGAUAUAUUCAGACUGCUUGGAGUUGUUGCUAAGCUACGGUGCCGAUCCGGAUGUUCGAGAUACGCAAGGGUUCGUACCGUUACAUCAUGCGACGCGAGCGCGGAAUAAACUCUACGUGUACAUUCUUCUAAAAAAUGGCGCAGACCCUGAUGUACUGACGCAGGCUACUUCACCUGAGUUGCAAGGCAAGACAGCAUUGCAGAUUGCAGUCUUUACUCCAUGCAAGAGCAUCAUUGAGCUCCUGCUUCUCUAUGGCGCUGAUCCAAAUUGCAAGGACGAACAUCGCAAUACACCACUUCAUCAUGUGGCCGUCCGAGGCGAUAUCGAGAUCGCUAAAUUGCUGAUAGAGCACGGCGCCAUUCUCACUGUGCGUAACUCGCUUCGGUAUCAUCCUCUUCACAGAGCAUGCGGAGCUGGGCCCAGCCCAGAAAUGAUCGAACUGCUCCUCGAAAAUGGUGCUUUCGUCAACUCAACAACGUCACUUCUAGAAACACCAGCAAAGUGUUUGCUUUUCUAUUGGCAACAGACCAACGAGGAUACCAACAAUAAUAGUGACAGUGAGGACAAACCCGAAAUGAGAGACCGAGACGAUCGAUGUGUCCAGCAACUGUUGCGCCUUCUAGAUUAUGGGGCACGGAUUACAGUAAGCAACUGUCAACUCGACCCUUUCAGUGUUCUUAAGCUAUUGCCGUCUUUCUCGAUAAUGAAACAUACACGUUACUUGUUGCUGGAAGCCUCUGUGGACACCAAUCUCCUCAACCAAGUAGGCAAGAUACCAAAGGAAUACAAGACCGCAGAGUUCCAGGACCUUUUGGGGAGAGCGACCAACCCAGUUUCGCUGCGCCAGGCGUGCAGACGAACCAUCAGGAAAGUACUAGGAAAGAGAAAUCUCCCAGAGGCAGUGAAAAAAUUGCAGGUGCCGGCCAUCUUGCAGGCGUAUUUGAUUUUCCGAUAAUACUGUAUUAGAUCAAUAACAGAAUUGCAUAUCAAGAAUCUGCUAGGAAAAUAAUCGGGAUAAUAUACAAGUGGAGUCAAAUGUGAAGCUUAAUUCUCAACACAGACAUAACAGAAGGUAAGAUUAGAUGCCUGAUGAAUGCAUAGCCGCAGAGUUCCAAGACAUUUGUGCCUGCACCAGAUUUCACUGCACCAGGCGUGCAGACGAGUCUCCAUGAAAGAAUUAGGAAAAAGAAGUCUUCCAUAAGCAGUGAGGAAGUAACGGGUGCCGGCUUUCUUGUAAGCGUAUUAGAUUUUCUGAUCAUAUUAGAUCAUAAUUAUGAGAUUUCGCAGUCCAAUAUUAAAUACCAAUAAAACCGUAAUAGAUUUAUUGAUGACAUUGAGACUAUACGACUAGGAAACACUUAUGUACAGCUUUUGAAAAUAAAAAUUGUUAUUCAAAACAUACGAGUGCUUCAUAUCUUCUCUUCAUUAUCCCCUCCUUAUUGUUCAAUUCAAAUUCUAUGUUAUAUGUUACUGGAAUCUCAGAACACAGUUCUAUAAUUCUCUGUCCUAUUAUACAUGUAAGAUAUUUAUUUUGUGUAUUAAAUUAUUAAAUCCUCGGUCUGAGACCAUACUUUACCCUUAUUCGUUUUUGUUUUAGUUUGAAAUCAAGGCAAUACUCGAAGUACAUAUAUACGAUGAAAACCAACACUUGUGAACGACAACAUACAAGUGUUAUAAUGGAAAGAAUUAGCACUUCGUGAUAGGUUUUCUUUUCAGUGGACCAAUUCACAAUUUUAUUUAUUUCUCACUAAUCAGCAAAUUGAAUAAAGAUUGAGAAAUUGUAA